AUGGAACUCGCCAUGGCAAUGGUCUUCCAAACCACCCAGGCAACCCCCCUCUACUCUAACGACUGGACCCCCAGAUCCGCAGGCACGUACGCAGGCACCUGUAUCUUCCUCAUCGUCCUCGCCGUUAUGUUCCGCGCCUUACUCGCGACCAAAUCCAUGCUGGAACACCGGUGGGCCGCCGCCGCGAUGUCCCGCCGCUACGUCGUGGUCGCUGGCCAGCUUCCGGCGGCGGAACGGAUACAGAUGGACCCCAAUGCGUCGACGGGGACGUUGGUUUCGGCGAAUGGGGUCGAGGAGAAGGUUAGGGUUGUGGCGAGUUUGAAGGGGCAGACUGCGCCGUGGAGGUUUAGUGUUGAUUUACCCAGGGCGUUGUUGGUUAUGGUUACUGCUGGAGUGGGGUAUUUGCUCAUGCUGGCUGUCAUGACGAUGAAUGUUGGCUACUUCAUGUCUGUUCUUGCUGGCGUGUUCGUUGGAGAUGUCGUGCUGGGUCGAUAUAACCAUUUCAAUGAGCAUUAG
This is a messenger RNA of Paracoccidioides lutzii Pb01, 516 nucleotides long. RefSeq lists its product as hypothetical. Gene Ontology annotation, biological process: copper ion transmembrane transport; intracellular copper ion homeostasis. The transcript is spliced from 2 exons. The record is from RefSeq and is a predicted model, not a curated record. Gene Ontology annotation, cellular component: plasma membrane. Gene Ontology annotation, molecular function: copper ion transmembrane transporter activity. Bases 1 to 516 code for a protein of 171 amino acids.